Messenger RNA from Seminavis robusta, 1463 nucleotides. Lineage: Eukaryota; Bacillariophyta; Bacillariophyceae; Naviculales; Naviculaceae. The record is from the annotation of a GenBank genome assembly.
AUUUUCCCUCCUCCAAACCUUUCUUCUUGCAUUUCCACCUCCUUUCUUUUGUUUUGUUGAACACCACCACCAUGACAACUAGUUCUCCCUUGACCAAGUUGGUCAGCAGUAGUUCAUGGGAUAGCCAACCAUCCCAUGCCAAUCCUUCUUCCUCCGCCAAUCUCGAAGAAAGUGCUGAGCGUGUCUCUCAGCUCUUCUCCACCACCAUCACGGCUCUGGCCGCGGAUGUUUCGGCUCUCAAACACCUGACAACCUGGAAGGAGAUCCUCCAUGAUCAACAGAACAAUGCCGAAGAUGAAGACAUCCAACGGGAAGAAUUCUUGGAAUCUCUCUGCGACUUGGAUGAUGUCGUCACAGCCGUCGAGAAGAAAGUGACCGUGUUGAGACAAAUCGUGGCCGAAGAGCAGCGUGCUCUCGAAAACUUGAACAUGUUACACACCGACUCGUUGGAACAAAAUGACAACUUGAAAUACUUGGUGGAUCGAUGCCGCAAUAUGGGGGGCACUGGUGCUUUGGCGCCCGCCAAUAAUAAUGCUGCUCAGAACAACACCAGCAGCAAGCGAGGAAACCAUGGCGUGGAUGAGAAUGCGCCACAAAACAGCAAGGGUCGCUCCUCCAGAGCUGUUUCCAAACCCAUCAAGGGUGAUCAGCGCAGCAAGAACCACCAAUCGAAGUCUUCUUCUGCGGCGCAGCGUGAGCCCUUUUCCAAUUCCUCAUCUGCCACCUUGAACAGCAACUCGUCUCAGGAAACCCACGCCCACAUUGAAGGCCUCUCAUGCUAUUUCGACGCAGUGACGGUGGAAGAACUGGAGAGUGUCCCUCGAACCACUCGUGGACGUGUCCAGCUUUCUGUAAUUAACGAGGCAUUGGACAAUAUUGAAAAGUGUUUCCACAAGAAGGCCCUCAAGGUACACCGACAGCACCAAGUCCUCGAAGAAUCUCGUCAGGUGGUGUUGGCUCGUUACCAAGCCACGGCAAACGAACAUGGGGAUGAAGCCGAACUCCUUCAAAAUCUGGUUGUGACGGAAGAGGAGUUGCGCCACUCCUGCAAGUUCUUCUUGGCGGGUGAAGGCACCGCCCGCACGGUCCUGGCUGUUUUGAAAGCGCUCCGACGCAUCAAACAGGUCCCUGCCAAGAAGCGUGGUCUCUUCUGCUACAAGUUGUGCUCGGACUAGCUAGAUCUAACCAGGAGAAAGUUAUAGACUAAUAGGGGCAAAUGCUGGCUGAUUUCCGGUACGCUCCUGAUAAAGUGACGCGACGAAACAGUGAACAACAGAAAACAAAACAGGAAGACGAACAAAUUACUUUGGAAACAUUCAUUCUCAGGUACCGGUACUUGAACAACCGUAGAAAAGACAACUUCAAAUCAUCUCAGAUACGUAAGUGCAUGUAAAACAUAGGAAUAACUAAACCAAACAAACAAUAAUCGACCACUUGGUACUGUAUCCAUUAGUUUCAGGACG